GUCCAUCACCAGAGCCUACUACAGAAACUCGGUUGGCGGACUCCUCCUCUUUGACAUUACAAACCGCAGGUCCUUCCAGAAUGUCCAUGAAUGGCUAGAGGAGACCAAGGUGCACGUCCAGCCAUACCAGAUCGUCUUUGUUUUGGUAGGUCACAAGUGUGACCUUGACACACAGCGGCAAGUCACCAGACACGAGGCUGAGAAACUGGCUGCUGCAUAUGGUAUGAAGUACAUUGAGACCUCAGCUCGGGAUGCCAUUAACGUGGAGAAGGCCUUCACUGAUCUGACUCGAGAUAUAUACGAGCUUGUUAAAAGGGGGGAAAUUUCAAUCCAGGAGGGAUGGGAAGGGGUAAAGAGUGGGUUUGUACCUAAUGUAGUGCACUCUUCAGAAGAAGUGGUGAAAUCAGAUAGGCGAUGUUUGUGCUGAGCUCUUAUGGUGAGGCAAGUGGUGAUGGAACUCUGCUAACCAAACGUACUUUACUAAGUGAACUCAGUGUGACAGAACGGAGAGCAACACUCCCGUUGCAAACAGCCUCCCACCUUGUUUUGGACACCAGAACAGACACUGGAAAGAAAUGUUCUGUUCCAAAUAACCUUUCAGAACUGGGGGGCUGCAAACCUAAAGGAAAGUGAGUGAGGGUGCAUGUAGAUGUUGUAAGGAGACAGGAAGCAGAAAUGAGGGGCUGCAUGAGGCAGGAGAACGUAUACAGGGAGCUGAAUGGGCUGGGACAAGCCAGGGUACUGUACAUGUCCUCUUUUAAGUAAAUCCAUAGCACCAUG
Molecule: messenger RNA, 780 nt
Organism: Apaloderma vittatum (bar-tailed trogon)
Lineage: Eukaryota; Metazoa; Chordata; Aves; Trogoniformes; Trogonidae
Gene: RAB39B
Product: RAB39B, member RAS oncogene family
Exons: 1
Cellular component (GO): Golgi membrane
Molecular function (GO): GTP binding; GTPase activity
Source: RefSeq, a predicted model, not a curated record